Plectropomus leopardus (leopard coralgrouper) is the source of this 933-nucleotide messenger RNA. RefSeq names its product chymotrypsin-C-like. The record is from RefSeq and is a predicted model, not a curated record. Gene Ontology annotation, molecular function: serine-type endopeptidase activity. Gene Ontology annotation, biological process: proteolysis. Lineage: Eukaryota; Metazoa; Chordata; Actinopteri; Perciformes; Serranidae.
AACAUCAUGAAAGGUAUAAAUGUGUCAGAUGCCUCCCUGCAAACUGUGGUGAUACAGACAUCAUGAAGUUUGUGGUUCUUGCUCUCUUUGUUGCUGGUGCCUAUGGGUGCGGCCUGCCCACCUUCCCCCCUGUGGUGAGCAGGGUGGUUGGAGGAGUGGAUGCCAAACCUCAUAGCUGGCCUUGGCAGAUUUCCCUGCAGUACAACAGACAGGGCGAGUGGAGACACACCUGUGGAGGAACUCUGAUCUCCAACCAGUGGGUCCUCACCGCAGCUCACUGUAUCAGCAAAGGCAAGGAGUACAGAGUGGCCAUGGGAAAGCAAAACCUGAUCGAGACAGAGGAGGGUGCUGUGUUCAUGACCCCUGCUACUAUUGUUGUACAUGAGAAGUGGAACCCCUUGUUCAUCCGUAAUGACAUCGCCCUGAUCAAGCUGGAGUCCCCCGUCACCCUCUCUGACAGCAUCAUGCCUGCUUGUGUCCCCGCUGCUGGCCUCAUCCUCCCCAACAACUAUCCCUGCUACGUCACUGGGUGGGGUCGCAUCUCCACUGGAGGUCCCAUUGCUGACAUCCUGCAGCAGGCUCUCCUGCCCGUGGUGGACCAUGCCACCUGCAGCCAGUCUGACUGGUGGGGUCCUCAGGUGAAGGAGACCAUGGUCUGUGCAGGUGGAGAUGGAGUUGUGUCCGGUUGCAACGGCGACUCUGGUGGCCCUCUGAACUGCCAGAACACUGACGGUGCCUGGGAGGUUCACGGCAUCGUCAGCUUUGGCUCCGGCCUCAGCUGCAAUUUCCCCAAGAAGCCCACCGUCUUCACCCGCGUCAGCGCCUACAUCGACUGGAUCAACUCUAAAAUGGUGGCCUAUUGAGAGGAAAAGCUUUUGGGAUCAAAGCCUGCAUGGGCACAUACCACCUAAAUAAAAUGAAAAUGACAUAAAA